AUGUAUUAAAAAUAUUUAAUACAUUUAAUUCUAAUAACAUGUUUUUGGAUCUAAAUAUAUUUUAUAUAAACAAUUUAUCAAUAAAUUAAUUAAUUAAUAAAAAAAUUAUUCAGCAAUCUCAUUUCUCCCCUGAUUAUUUUAUUUAAUAGGCAACUUGAAAAUCCUGGUUUUUCAAAAGGAUAAACUUUCUAAAAUUUGAAGGAUAUGGAUUUAAUGUGUCUUAAAAAUAAUAGGCAAUAUAUUUUGGCUAAAUAGUAGAUCGGUAUAAUUAAAGAAACGUCAGAUUUUUCAGUUUAUCGAAUAAAACAAUACAACUGGGUUUAUACAAUUUCAACAAUAGAUUACUUUUAUACUUUUAUAGCCAAUCCAUUCGGAAUAACUUGUUGUAGUAUUUUGAGUGACCCCUUGAAGUUAUGGGUAUAACUUAAAUUGAUAAUCAUAAUGGUAUUGGAUGUUUACACAAAAACGAACGAGGAAGAUAACGAAUUUCCACAAUUUUAAUGCUUUUAGGUUUAAAUUAUUGCGACAGACAUAAAAACUUGA
Messenger RNA from Paramecium sonneborni, 543 nucleotides. NCBI's taxonomy places the organism in Eukaryota, Ciliophora, Oligohymenophorea, Peniculida, Parameciidae. The record is from the annotation of a GenBank genome assembly.